AUGGAACCAGUGCAAGAACAGAAUCCUCCGAAAAAAAUACUUUUCGGUCGAAGGAAUAUUUGUGGCAUGUACAGCUACGCAGACCUUAUCACUCAAGCGAUAACAUCCUCCCCCAACCGGAAGUUGACCCUUUCUCAGAUCUACGACUGGAUGGUCGAAAACGUCGCAAUAUUCAAAAACAGAACUGAAAACUCAGCAAGCUGGAAGAAUUCCGUGAGACAUAACCUAUCUUUGCACAACAAAUUCGUGAGGAUUCAAGGAGCGGAGAAUAUCAAAGGAUCUUGGUGGACUGUUGAUCCUGAUGCCAAACAGACCAAAUCAGGUAGGCGACGCUGCUCUUCCAUGGAAUCCUCAAAAAUGGAGGCGAAAAGAACUCGAGUAAGACGGCUCCUAAACACCAGGCUCGACCACAGCCAGCAACCUGCCGAACAUUUCCAGCGCCCCAUGCCUGCGUACCAAAUGAAUCCAGCUUUCAGAUCCAGGACGUACUCUAACGGCUCGACUUGCAGCAAACUAUCUCCCAUACCGUCCGAAGAGACUCUAACAACGCUAGUACAGACUUCCCCGGAAACCAUGGAGUACCAGCAUCAUUACCCCUGUUACCAAAUGAGUCCGGCAUUUCGACAAAGAGCAUACUCCAGCGGAUCUUCGUGCGGGAAAUCGUCUCCACUGUCUGGAAUGGAGGUACAGCACAACCCUGAAUACACCUAUGAACUCAGCCCAGCUUACAGAGCAAGAGCUUACUCCAGUGGUUCGUCUAGUGCUAGUGGAAUGGUAUCCCCAGGAACCCAAGAAUUUCAUCAACAAAUGAUGGAUGAAGAAGGUAGAACGUAUGAUGUGCUGACCGAUAGUUUCCAGCAAGGUCUGACUAUGCAAUCAUACAAUCCCGUCCAAGAUCAACAAUCGUAUUCAAAUAGCACGAAAAUUAUUGUUGAUAACAAUAUUGGAUACCAGUAUACCAUCAAUGUUAUUGAGCCUCCUAUGCAACAAAGGCCCCAAACUUUGGAGCUAUCAGGUUCUAAUUCAUCGGUAGAUAUAAAUACCAUCAAAGUUGAAACUAUGAGAACUCCGUUGGAAUGCAAUGUGGACGAAGUAAUCAAACAAGAGCUAACUAUCGAAGGAGUAUUGGAUUUCAACUGA
Molecule: messenger RNA, 1140 nt
Organism: Phaedon cochleariae (mustard beetle)
Lineage: Eukaryota; Metazoa; Arthropoda; Insecta; Coleoptera; Chrysomelidae
Source: the annotation of a GenBank genome assembly